AUGAAAGUUAGGCUUUUCGCUAUCUUGGGUGGAAAAUUCUUGGAUGAUAAUCAAGAAUGCAAGAAUGCAGGUGGCAAAAGGAAAAUUGAUAGAUUUGAAGGUGAAGGAACAUCUGAUGUUGCUGCGAAUAACAACAGGGGUUCUACAGUUGAGUCUUUAGAUGAUAUUGAAGAGGGCACAUAUUGGAAUCGUCUACCUGUUUCCGAGGAUUCAAAUUCAUGUACUCAGGGGGCACUAACUGCAUCAGAAAGAGCAAAUGGCUCUGGCUCUGCUGCUGAGAAUUUAAAUGUAAAGGUUAAAGGUGUGGAUCAGUUUGAAUCUUUUUCUUCUGCUGCUGCUGCUGAUGAUUCAUGUAGGUUUCCAGCAGAAGAAUUUCAACCUGUCCUCUGCAAGGCUGGUUUUUCAGUCAUAACAAAGGUGGAGGAUGCAGCCAACUCUGAUCUGAAAAAUUAUUCUCAAACUCUACUGCGUGCCUUAUCAGCAGUAGAUGUUUUCGUUAAUAUGUUUCAAGAACAAAAUAAAUUUGGUUCAGCAAGUAUCAUGAAGAAGUGGAUUGAUCGUAAACUUCCUUUAGAAGUGGAUCAUCUUAAAAUUAAAAAUUUGAAGGAAGUCAGUGAAUUGAAGACUAAAGAUUCAUUUCCAGAUUCGUACUUAAUUCUGAUCGAUGCAUUGGUUAUGUGCAAGGAAAUGGAUGAAGCUGGCGGUUCAAGAGCUCAAUAUGGGCAUGGAUGCAAACUCUUAUUUAUAUCAAUUUCAUAUGGUCCUAUCAUGCUUCUUGCUGAUAAUGGGGUUAUAGUUACUAUGGUCCUCAUCACUUGCCUUCUCUCCCAUUUUGGUCUCUACUACAAUGUUGCUUAUUAA
Molecule: messenger RNA, 861 nt
Organism: Dovyalis caffra
Lineage: Eukaryota; Viridiplantae; Streptophyta; Magnoliopsida; Malpighiales; Salicaceae
Source: the annotation of a GenBank genome assembly